AUGGCUCGCAAGGGUGGAAAUAGAGCAAGAACUAGCGCGAGAAACGACGAACAGCCGUAUGGUUUGAACGAAGUGGACGAUUUCGCUGCUAAGCGGGAGAAGGUACUACUUGACCGUGCAGGACUAAGCUCGCAACUAGACGAAGGUGACGAUGAGGGACUUAUGGAUGAUGAGGACGAAGAACAAGUGCUGGGAGUUGAGUCAUCGGACAGUGGAGACAGCGAGGAGGGCGGGGAAGACCGGGAUGAGGAAGACGAAGAAUUGGAUGGCGAGGCAGCCUACAGACAGGUUUUUGGGCGUAAAAUGGAUACGCAUGGUGCAGAAGAAGAGGACGGGGAUGCCAUGUUGGAUAACGAUACUGCUUGGGGAUCUACCAAGGGUGAAUAUUAUGGUGCCGAUGAUCUCGACGACGACGAGACCGCAAAGGAGAUUGAGCGUGAGGCUUUGCGGCAACAACGCAAGCAUUUGGAAGACCUCGAUAUGAAUGACUAUUUGGACGAAGAAGUAGACCAAGACUGGGCACAAAGUGCCAAAAAAUACGCACUGGGUCAAUUUCAAGACUCUUCAACUCUAAAAAACCAAGAAGCUAUCACGACAAAGGCCAGCGACAUUUUCACCAUGGCACCAGAGGCGAAAGAAAGACUCCUGAAGACAUGGUGUCCGGAGUUUUUUCCUUUAUCAAAAGAAGUGGCGCAGCUGGCCCCACGUCUUGACGAACUUAAGGCUCAAGCACAGACGAAUGUUUGCAUAAGCCUUAAGGUUUCGGCUUUAUCGUCCUAUUUGGGAACAAUCACCUCUUAUUUUGCGUUGCUGUUACAGGAGCUUCAAGUGAAUGACGAGUUCAAAGGUAUGAAGGAUCACCCAAUCAUGGAAUCUAUUCUCAUGUGUAAGGAAAUUUGGAGGCAAGCGCAAGAACUACCAGACGAAAGUAUGGAAAUUCAACACUCGCAGGUGGACGACCAGGACAGCGAAGACGAGCAGUUACAAGAAUCUGAAGACGACGCUGCGUCAGAUCUAGAAACGUUGGACGAAGAGCUCUUGCAAACCCACGACAAGGACAAUUCUUCCGAGCCCAGUGUCCACGAAUCUGAUGAUGGUGAGGAACAAGACUCUGCUUUUGAUUUCGAUGUCAGCAAACCUCGUAUCAAUAAACCCAGCAAUGCCAAAGCUCUGCCAAGCGCAGAAGUGGACGAUUUUGUCGAGACAGAUGUCGCAGAUGUUGAUGCACAAGAGAAAAAAGCUCGUAAGAAGACGCUGCGAUUCUAUACUUCCAAGGUUGAUCAGCAAGAGAAAAAGAAGCUGGAUAGAUACACUGGUGAUGACGAUAUUCCUUACAAAGAAAGACUGUUCGAGAGACAGCAGAGGUUGUUGGAAGAAGCUCGCAAGCGCGGUCAAGCGGCUCCAGAUGGUACUAGAUUAGACUCUAAAGAGUACGAUUCCGAUGAUGAAAAAACAGCACAAGCAAUCAACAACGAAUCUUCGAGUGAUUACUAUGCUGCCGUCCAACAAGGUGGAUUUGAUAAAAAGAAGGCACGUCAACAAGCACAUCGCGAUGCUGUCUUGGCAAACAGAAGCGGCAAAUUGGCUGAAUUGGCCGGGGGAGAUGAUGACAAUACCAAACGCGCCGUUAAUUAUCAAAUAAUGAAAAACAAGGGUCUUACACCACAUCGCAGGAAGGACAACCGCAAUUCGCGUGUCAAGAAGAGAAAGAAGUUCGAUAAAGCCCAAAAGAAGCUCAAGUCUAUUCGCGCUGUUUACUCUGGCGGCCAAACUGGCUCGUAUGAAGGUGAAAAGACUGGUAUCAAGAAGAAUUUGACAAGAUCUGUCAGGUUCAAAGAGUAG
Molecule: messenger RNA, 1842 nt
Organism: Lachancea dasiensis
Lineage: Eukaryota; Fungi; Ascomycota; Saccharomycetes; Saccharomycetales; Saccharomycetaceae
Source: the annotation of a GenBank genome assembly